Messenger RNA from Penaeus chinensis, 2440 nucleotides. It is a transcript of the gene Lcch3, whose product is annotated as gamma-aminobutyric acid receptor subunit beta-like. Gene Ontology annotation, cellular component: GABA-A receptor complex; neuron projection; membrane. The coding region runs from base 1 to 1599 and encodes 532 amino acids. Gene Ontology annotation, molecular function: GABA-A receptor activity; extracellular ligand-gated monoatomic ion channel activity; neurotransmitter receptor activity. The transcript has 9 exons. Gene Ontology annotation, biological process: regulation of membrane potential; signal transduction; monoatomic ion transmembrane transport. NCBI's taxonomy places the organism in Eukaryota, Metazoa, Arthropoda, Malacostraca, Decapoda, Penaeidae. The record is from RefSeq and is a predicted model, not a curated record.
AUGAUUGUUUCUAAUCGUCUCCACAUCGAUCAUGUCAAGUUUCUGUGGGAGGAGGCUCAGUGGGAUAAGGUGCACGAGUACUUGAUCCUUGUGUCUGGGAGUUCGAGCUGUUUCGAGGACGCGGGAAGAAAUCCCACCAAUUUCCCCUUCGCCAUCUACAGUUAUUUCCCACAAUCUAACGUUCAUUUCUUUUCUCUUCGUCCGCAACGCAGGGGCUGCAUAGGAGGGCGCACGACCCAACAUUUGGACAAUGUGACGCAAACCAUUGAAACUCUCCUCAAUGGUUACGACAUUAGGCUUCGGCCAAACUUCGGAGGAGAGGCGUGUUACAUCGGCAUGGAUAUCACCAUUGCUUCAUUUGACUCCAUCUCGGAAGUAAAUAUGGACUACACCAUCACGAUGUACCUCAACCAAUACUGGAAGGACGAGCGCCUCGCCUUCAGUUCCAGCGACGAGCUCCUGACGCUGCCGGGGGACUUCGCCGAGAAGAUCUGGGUUCCUGACACCUUCUUCGCUAAUGACAAGAGCAGUUACCUCCACGACGUGACGGAGAAGAACAAAAUGGUGCGUCUCCACGGCGACGGCACCAUUACCUACGGCAUGCGGUUCACCACGACGCUCGCCUGCAUGAUGGACCUCCACUACUACCCGCUCGAUUCGCAGAACUGCACCGUCGAGAUCGAGAGCUACGGCUACACAGACACCGACGUCGUGAUGUACUGGAUGGACGUCCCUGUCGUGGGGGUAGAGGAGGCGGAGCUUCCCCAGUUCACCAUCAUGGGCUAUGAGGCCAACGGGCGGAUAGAGGAGCUGGCGACGGGCGUGUACCGGAGGCUCUCGAUCAGCUUCAACCUGCAGAGGAACAUCGGCUACUUCGUGUUCCAGACUUACCUGCCCAGCAUCCUGAUCGUCAUGCUCUCCUGGGUGUCCUUCUGGAUCAAUCACGAGGCCACGUCGGCUCGGGUGGCGCUUGGCAUCACCACCGUGCUGACGAUGACCACCAUCAGCACGGGCGUCCGGUCCUCGCUACCGCGCAUCUCGUACGUGAAGGCCAUCGACAUCUACCUCGUGAUGUGCUUCGUGUUCGUGUUCGCCGCCCUCCUGGAGUACGCCGCCGUCAACUACACCUACUGGGGGCAGAGGGCGAAGAAGAAGACGAAGAAGAUGAAGGAGAGCAACGGACAGAGCAAGCAGCAGCCUCCCCACCCGCCUCCGCCGCCCCCGAUUAAGGUGGACGGAUUCACGCCCAACGAGGAGAUCAUUGAGCUGCAGGAUAUCAGGAUGUCGCCCAUUCCUUCGAUAAGGCAGCGCCACAACUCCAAGUUCUUCUCGAGCGAGGGCUCGCUGCAGGACCUCAAGUUCCCGCCCUCCUUCAGGAUCAACCGCAACUACUCCUUCCCGACCCGGUCGAGUAUCCACGCCCCCAGAGGACCCAGCAGGAAGCGCGUCAUCUCCACGCUGAAGAAGGGCGCCUCAGCCAUCAAGGGCGCCAUGCCAGUGAUCAAGGACGUCAACGUGAUUGACAAGUACUCCCGCGUCGUGUUUCCUCUCUCCUUCAUCUUCUUCAACACAGUUUACUGGUGCUUUUACCUCCUCUAAGAGAUCGGGGACGAAGGGGAGAACGAGAAAGAAUUGGAAAUAAUGAGAUAUUUAAAAAAAAAAAAAAAGAGAGAGAGAGAGAGAAAGAGAGAGAGGAAGGAUGAGGAGAGUAAAUUGAGAGGGGGGAUAAAAUGACCCGUGUUUGAAUUCCUCCUUCCCUUUUUUCCUAUGAUUUUAUUCAAUUCUUUUGCUUGUUUUUUUUGGUGAUUUUUUUUUUUUUUUUUCCUUCUUCGGACUGGUCGGUUAAAGGCCGUGUGUGUUCGUGUGAAGGAGAUUGCUGUACUUGGUAAUUACGUACAGUCUGUAUGUCGUGCAUGUAUAUAUCUAUAUCUAUAUCUAACAAUUAUAUCUGUCUGUUUAUCUGUCUAUAUGCAUCGAUAGAAAUCCAUAUAGAUGGAUAGAUAGAUACAUGCAUAGAUAUAUACACGCACACAUAUAAAUACCGUUAUAUAUAUACAUAUACUCAUAACCUCAUUUCCCAUCUCACUGCCCCCACUCCCUCCCCAUCCCCCUCCUCCACCCUCCCCCCACCCGACCAGAUUAUCCAGUGAUAAUAAAUAUUAAAACAAAGAAGAUUCACGCCCUGUAGCCAGCAAAAAAAAAAGACAUACAAAUAUAUAUAAAGAGAAAUAUAAAUGGCUGGGAAACUGUACCCUCCACUUUACAUAUACGGUCCCUGGUGUUGCUGAGAAUUACAGACCAGGGACAAACAUGUGAUAAUAAUAAUAAAUGGAACGAAAAAAAGGAAAAAGAAAAAAAGAAAUAAGGAAAAUGUUUAGUGUUCACGAGGAUCAAGUCAGUCCCUGUGAUGAACGAGGUGGAACAAACGAUAGAAAAAGAA